GAAAAACCUUUUUUCCCAGCAGGAGAAGCCAGUCGUCACACUCACCCAGAACAAGGAGUAGGGCGUGGAGUACCACGGUUUUUCCAAGCAGGAGUCUCUUCGUCUGGAGAGACACCAAGAACUACGUCCAACUACUACGACGCGUCGGCAUCUCCGGCUGCAGCCUCGUCGAGGACACCUGCAGGAACAAACCGGAGCUCGCGAUUGAACUUUUCAUCUGAUAAGUAUGGUGGUGGAACGCGUAACGGGGACAGAUCUGUUGGCGGAGGUGGUACUACUACUAGCGAAGAUCUUCACUACCAGAGCAGGAGAGACAGUAGAAAAAGCACGCCUGCUGCAGGUUCAACUUCAAACUAUAUUGCUUUUAAGAACGCUAGAUGGGAUUCUCAGUAUCAUGUAGGUCGUCAACGGGAUCAACCGAACUACAUUGAGGAACAUCAUCACCAUCAGCAGUACCAGAAUAAGGUAGGAAGCCCACUGCUAGGGAGAGGCGUAGCUGUUGCAGGGCAACUAGUGCCCGACGUCGAUUCUGACGACAAUUGCGACGAGCGUCGUGGAAAGAUGAACCAGCAGAACGAGGAUAGCAGAGGGAGCGAGGGAAGAAGGGAGGAGGGAAAGAGGCGGACCACAACCUCUAGAUCGACUUCACCCAGAGACGCGAAAAACGAAGUAGAUGAUGACGCGGAUCUUGUUGACAUGAUGCCACUGCCGCGGAUAAACGAAGUAGAUGAUGACAUGGAUCUUGUUGUUAAGGCUCACAACAAUUCAUCUUAAGAAGCAUCUUUGAGCCCUGUGUGUCUUAAGGGGAGACUACGUCAAACAUGCACUCAAAGAUGAAUAUAUGCGAGAUCUAAUGUUGACAUGAUGCCACUGCCGCGUAUUCGCAAGGCUGCUCCGCGAACGAUUCAUGUCCCUCUCGUGCGGCCCCCUCAGCAAAAGCAACGACCGUCCCGUUCGAGAAGCCGCAGUCAAUCUAUGCGACGAAGAGACGGAUCGUCGAAAGGAGUAGAACAAGAACAUGAAGAACCAAGCGACGAUCAGGUGAUAGCAAGACAGCGUCCUGUAGUUCCUCGCGGUCGGCAGAGCGGUCGUCAGAGUAGUACGACUACAACUACUAAGAAUAGGAGUAGGACGAUGAAUGGUUACAACGGAGGUAACAUCCAACGGAAAGAUAGACCGAGCAGUCGUGGUCAGCAAGGAGAUUCUCAACAACUCCAGCGCAAUCAUCUGAAUCUUCCUUGCCGUCAGACUGAACAUCAAGAAGAGCGAGACGGAGAAAAAAGUGGUCCUUCCUCAAGAGAGGACAAGUCUAGGUCUCCGAGUGUUAUCGACAGGACAACAAGAUUCUCAAGGACAAAAAAUCAUAGUGCGAACAAGCAGGAGGAGCAUCAUCGCAUCAAGGUUCAACACAUCAAGAACAGCAGGAGACAGUUCGAGUUUGAGAAUGAUGACGAUGAAGAGUUGAUCGAACUUCCACCUCGUCGCGGCCACCGGAGGAAUCAUAAUAGAAGACAUUCGCCGGAUCGGCAAAAAGGUGAUGGGAGUACUAAAUCUUCGAAUACUUCUACUUCAUCUACAAAUUAUAACACGGAAAAAGAGAAUCCAGUUGUAAAAAAUAGCCAUGUCCCUCUCGUCCCUUUUAAGGUGAUGAACUCCACCAGCUCCAUGAACGACAAGUUGGAGGAGAGAGAAGACCACGAUACCACGACCAGCCAAAAUUAUAAGUUGACCACGAACAAGAGGAGACGUCGUGGAGAUUCGCCAACGCCAACCUCUGCUGGUGCCGGAGAUCCACGAGAUCAACAUGCUCCCUCCAAAGCUGCUAAGACCACUUCUAAGCAUAAGAAAAAGCCGACUCGUGUGUACAACGCUGCGGCAGAAACGACCGACGCGGACUCGUCAAAGUUUCGCAUCGUUGAGCUCCUAUCCUGAAGCGUGUCUGGAACAAACUGUAGUUAGUUUCAUUCAGAAGUAGGGGUACCACUCGACUAGGGAGGUUGCUUGUUCUUGAUUAGAAGGUUCACAAGACGACCUACAGUCUAUUCCUCUCUUCAUUUUUAGACCAUGUUUCUGCUCGAUGAUUCCUAGAGGUAAAAUUUGAUCUCACCAGUCUUCCAGACUCCCACGAUCAAUUAUACCAACAUAGAUACCAAAAGACUUAAUCGUAAUCCACCUGUACAAAUGGAAAAUAUGGCACUUUUGCGGGGUCCACGACCGAUAUACUACAUAGUUCCUCCAUACCAGAUCCACAUUAGCGUGUCUUUAUUAUACUCUAAAAAACUAAUCAUUCAUUGUUCCCAGUCCCACCAGAAUGAUAGAUGUAUUCAUUGACGAGGAUUAAUAGGGAACAGAUUACUCCUAAUACUGGAGAGUUAUGUCUAACUAAUUAUCAAGUCUCCAGUUAUUUUUGAUCUUAUUUCUUGAUGGUUAAUCUUCAGGAGCAAUAAGAAGAAUUAUUAAGAUUUAAGAAGAUUCUUUCAUUGGUCAUUGGGGUUGAUCUCUAACAUUAAAGAGGAGACCGGCUGAGAGAACAGAGGAAAACUAAGGGAAAAGGGCGAAGCUCUGUAAGGGGCCUUGUCCCUUCAGCAUCAGUGACCAGUGAAUUUCGACCUUUAAAAGAUACUGUAUAACUCCCUGAUCCAGAAACCAGAAAUUAGAUAUUGUAUAACUUUCCAAGUUUGUUGAUUAAGCUGCAUCAAAAACCUCGAUUACAUCAUAGGUGUCUUAGCAUAAGUGUCUUAACAUGAUGGCGCAUCAUUAAUUAAACCCUUACGUCUUGUGUCCUGGUCUUUUAGAUUUAGUAAAAAGUAGGGAGCUCAGUUGGACGAGUUAGCGUUACUCAGUUGGAGUUAGCGUUGCUUACUAACUUACUUAUAAAAUAAUGAUGUUUGAUGGACUGAAAUGGAGAUGGUGAAAUGUUUGACACACUGACUAUUCAAGAGGUUUCAGUCACAAACUGAUACUUCUAUCAAAAGAUGAUUUAUUGAAAUAACAUUGUCACCAGUUGUUCUACUUGUACGUCUGCCAACAACACCAGCUGAUCUCUAUUUUUCACUGAAUAUUUGGCGUCAAUGGCCGAGUUGUAUGGUCGUUAGGGAUGCAGAAUGAUGCUCAUGUUUAUUGUAUUUCAAUCCAGGGCGUGGAACAGGAAGUGUUUCAUCACUCCAAGGGCUGACCUAGCCUUCACGACUCAUGAUGACGGCACGCACCAUCAGCAGGCUAUGAUCUAGCAGUAUACACAUAGAGACUGUCUGGAGCCAUGGCUCCUGCAAUCAAGCCAGAAAUCUUCUAAGUACCUAGUUGUAAAUGAAAAAUAUAAGGGAAAUGGCAAUGGCAUCAUGAGGCUGAUUAUUUUUAUCUGAUUUUUUUUUUCAUGUCAGAUGCUCGUACUGGGUGUGACAUCUAUUCAUCCAGCGACUAAGACGACCUAUCGUCCUGUCUUCCGGGGACGAAUCGGCCGUCUAGAUACAUAUUUAUAGCGACUAAGACGACUAGUACCUUGAUAUUAGGUACCUACUGCUACUGCUACUAGCUACAUAAAAAAAAAAUAGUGACCAUCCUAUGAUUUUGUUCUAGUCCCCUUCCAUCCCUUCGUGUCUUAAAUUAAUCCCUUUCUUGUAAUUCGUUGUCGUGUCUCUAGGGAGACCACAAUCUUCAUAUUGAAAUCUAACGAGUGAAACAGUCGAUGGUCUGGCUCUGACAUGAUUCGUUCAAGAGAAACUACAGUACAAUUAAGGACAAAGAUUGUUUGAGAUGAAAUCUAACGAUGUUUUUAGAUAUCUAGCUUGGAUGUAUUUGCUGGUCCUUCCCCCACAUUGUAAUGACAUCGAAGUUGAUGCUCAUCUCUCUAGCAUCCACACAUCAUCCAUGAUUUUUGGAAAUUUCCCUACUUUCAUUGUGUCUCGAAGACUAAGUACUCCUACUCCCCCUUGAAAAUCUAAAUCUAAUACCGGAAGGUGUGUCGUGUCCCCUAACUUGAGAUGUACAACCACCUUGUAGAAUUAUCCCACAAAGAAUGCCUCUCAGGAGUCUCAACAUGUAAGGACCAUCCCCCAGGCUCAACAUUAUUCCCAAAAGACUCCCGCCGUGUAUGAUUCUAAACACACCUACAUCAUCGAUUUCCACAGAAUGGAGCUCGCAUGCCAACAUGGGGGUUUCACGACUUCGCAC
Amoebophrya sp. A25 is the source of this 4170-nucleotide messenger RNA. The record is from the annotation of a GenBank genome assembly. NCBI's taxonomy places the organism in Eukaryota, Dinophyceae, Syndiniales, Amoebophryaceae.